AUGAACGAAACGUGUGAGAUUUGUGUGAAAGUAAAUUGGGAGGAAAUUCCGAAAAUUGAGCAAAUUAUAUUGGAUAAUUUGAACAAAGUUGGUGUUCGAAAUAUUUCAACUGCUGAUGUUUUUAUACAGCGACAAUCGGAUGAUUUGAUACUUAGAAUUGAUUUGAAACCAUUUGAAUUUGCAAAUACUUCAACUACAAAAGCAACUCAAGCAACGAUCUUGAAAUUGACUAAUGAAGUAGCUAUGAUGAAAUCAGUUGGGUUUCGACAGGAAAAAGAAAAUAAGAAAAUGGUGAAACGUGUUUCGGUUGGCAUUCAAACAACUUCGAUUCCAAAGAAAUAA
This is a messenger RNA of Caenorhabditis angaria, 342 nucleotides long. The record is from the annotation of a GenBank genome assembly. Lineage: Eukaryota; Metazoa; Nematoda; Chromadorea; Rhabditida; Rhabditidae.